This is a messenger RNA of Oppiella nova, 860 nucleotides long. NCBI's taxonomy places the organism in Eukaryota, Metazoa, Arthropoda, Arachnida, Sarcoptiformes, Oppiidae. The record is from the annotation of a GenBank genome assembly.
GUUUGUGUCGUACAGUGUAUUGAAUGGUGUAUUGAAUGCUGUACUGAACACCACAUCAAACACAUAAACAUAACACUAAUAGAGGUCUGCAUUGCAUUGGAUUAGCUGUGGAUGACAUGUGUGACGGUCUGCCAAGUCUUACAUCCAGUCCUCGUGUGCACCAUCUCUGUGGUGAUCAAUGAGUGGACACAACCCAUCGGUGAGACAAGUGUUGGUUAAAGCGGCAGAGAGACGACUGUAGGGAACGUCCGCCUCAUUGAGUGCCUCAGUGUCACCGGAGUGUCUCAAAUCAAUUCAAUUGCCAUAUUGGCCACCAUCUGACGCAUGGGUGGUAUCUCUGGUGGUCUAAACGUUUUUACUUUAUUCUCUGCUAUCACACGAAUCCAUCCAAGAGUUUGACGACUGGUGCCUAUCGAGCACUGGGAGCUCAGUCUCAUCUGUUGAUCUAGUGAUUGGUUAUGGCAAUGGUUAACAGUUUGGCUAACGUUAAGGACUCGCGUUGGCUGCAGUUGGAAGUGUGCCGCGAAUAUCAACGAAAUAAGUGCACCCGUCCUGACCACGAAUGCAAGUUCGCACACCCCACCAACAAUGUCGAGGUCCAGAAUGGCAGGGUCAUCGCCUGCUACGACUCCAUCAAGGGUCGGUGUAACCGUGAGAAGCCUCCCUGUAAGUACUUUCAUCCGCCACAACACCUCAAAGACCAGCUCCUGAUUAACGGUCGCAACCAUUUGGCUCUCAAGAAUGCUUUACUCCAACAAAUGCCUCUCCAGACCGUCCUUACGAGUCAAAUACCAAUGGUUAGUCCCAUUACUUUCACUCCAUUCCCAUCACUAUCUCAAUCAAUCAUACCUUUACUAUAA